Messenger RNA from Closterium sp. NIES-67, 279 nucleotides. NCBI's taxonomy places the organism in Eukaryota, Viridiplantae, Streptophyta, Zygnematophyceae, Desmidiales, Closteriaceae. The record is from the annotation of a GenBank genome assembly.
GCGCGAUGUGCGGUCCCGGCAUAGUCGAGGAUGGCACGGAGAGUUGGGAGCUUGGCAGUGGGAGAGAAUGUCUCCCAGUAGUCGAUGCCAUGGGUUUGGGUGAAGCCCUUGGCACAAUACCGGGCCUUGUAGACCGGCUCCUCACCUGGCAGCUGCUUCACUCCGAACACCCACAGGCCUUCAAGAAUGACGUCGUCAGGAGAGGGGACAAUGUUAACGAAUGAGGCAUUGCGGAUGAAGGCCUCGCAUUCAGCAAAGAUAGCCUGGAUCCACUUGGCG